GCCUAUUUGUCAAUUUUUAUUUUGAUUUGAAAGCAAUUAAAACUGUCAUCUAAAAGAUUGGCCUUAUUUUAUUCCCCUCUCCUUAUUCUCUAUACUUUAAGAAACACAUUCAUCUCUUGAUAUUACUUUAGGAUACAUUACAUAAUGAAUGAGAAUGGAAGUGCUAAUGAACUCAACAAGAAGUGGAAUUUUCCUUUCUUAGUUUUCUUCCAUGAUGCAAGACUUAUUUUCAAGUUGGAUGCACUUUCAAGGGAGAUAUUGGGGAUUGCAUUACCCUCUGCAUUGGCUGUUGCUGCUGAUCCUAUUGCUUCACUCAUUGACACUGCAUACAUAGGCCAUUUAGGAGCCGUGGAACUUGCUGCUGCAGGAGUUUCAAUUGCUUUGUUCAAUCAAGCUUCAAAGAUUACCAUAUUUCCUCUUGUUAGCAUUACAACAUCCUUUGUAGCCGAGGAAGACACUAUCAAAAGAAUGAAUAUUAAAGCAGCUCAAAAUGAUCACAACACAAACCUAACUGAACCAGCAAAGCCUCAUGAUCAUGUUCUUCACGACAUAGAGAAAGGAACAUCCAACAAAGAGAAUAAUAAUGUUAACACUCCAAAAGAGUCACAGAAUGAAACAAAUGGUACUGUGGUUAAAAGUUGUGCUCAUGAAGAUGAGAAAAAAUAUGAUGUUAAGAUGAACAAUGAGAUAGUUGUGAAGAAGAAGAAGAACAAGAGACACAUUGCUUCGGCCUCAACAGCACUUCUUUUUGGUUCGAUUCUUGGCCUCAUUCAAGCUUCAAUCCUUAUAUUUGCAGCUAAGCCUCUAUUAAGCCUCAUGGGCGUCAAACAUGGUUCUCCAAUGCUAAAACCAGCAGUGAAGUAUUUAACAUAUAGAUCAAUUGGUGCUCCUGCUGUUCUUCUCUCUUUGGCAAUGCAAGGAGUUUUUCGAGGAUUUAAGGACACAACAACUCCUUUAUAUGUCAUAGUUGCUGGAUAUUCGUUGAAUGUGUUAUUGGCGCCAUUACUUAUUUUUAAACUGAAAAUGGGAUUAAAAGGAGCAGCCAUUUCACAUGUUAUCUCUCAGUACAUGAUGGCAUUCACUCUCUUCUUCAUAUUAAUGAAAAAGGUGUAUCUCCUACCUCCAAGAUUAAAAGAUCUUCAGAUUUUCAGGUUUCUUAGAAAUGGAGGUUUGUUGAUGACAAAGGUGAUAGCAGUGACAUUCUGUGUGACAUUAGCAGCAUCCUUGGCUGCAAGGUUAGGCUCAAUUCCCAUGGCUGCCUUUCAACCUUGCCUACAAGUUUGGUUGGCAUCCUCCCUUUUUGCAGAUGGUUUGGCUAUAGCCGUACAGGCAAUCCUAGCUGGUUCCUUUGCUGAAAAAGACUAUAUCAAGACAACAGCAGCCGCAACAAGGACUCUACAAUUCGGUUUUCUGUUAGGAGUAGGACUCUCUCUUAUUGUUGGUGUUGGCCUAUACUUUGGAGCUGGAAUCUUUUCCAAAAACCUUCAAGUUAUACACUUUAUCCGAAUAGGCGCACCGAUUGUAGCUGCUACUCAACCUAUCAAUACAUUAGCAUUUGUCUUUGAUGGUGUAAACUAUGGAGCUUCUGAUUUUGCAUAUGCUUCAUAUUCCUUGGUUACAGUGUCAUUGGUGAGUGUUGGUGUAGAGUUUCUUCUGUAUAGAAGCAAGCAUUUCAUUGGGAUAUGGAUUGCGUUAGCCAUCUAUAUGACUCUUCGCAUGUUGGCCGGUGUAUGGAGAAUGGGAACCGGAACGGGACCUUGGAGCUAUCUCAGAGGUCGAUAAUCGCACUCACAUUAUCAAUUCUAGUCUUACUCGUGUGAUAGUCUUACCUCUUACUUACCUGUUUGUUGUAUCCUAAGAUAUUAUGUAGAUUUUGGUUGUAUUUUAUUGUGUUAGUGUAGUUAUCCUAAUGUAAUUGGACCAGAAUAUAUCUCUACUCAUUUUCUAUAUAACUAUUGAUGCCUUAACUAA
Messenger RNA from Vicia villosa (hairy vetch), 1971 nucleotides. Its product is annotated as protein DETOXIFICATION 43-like. The record is from RefSeq and is a predicted model, not a curated record. Gene Ontology annotation, molecular function: antiporter activity; xenobiotic transmembrane transporter activity; citrate transmembrane transporter activity. The transcript has 11 exons. Lineage: Eukaryota; Viridiplantae; Streptophyta; Magnoliopsida; Fabales; Fabaceae. Gene Ontology annotation, biological process: transmembrane transport. Gene Ontology annotation, cellular component: membrane. The coding region runs from base 145 to 1782 and encodes 545 amino acids.